Portunus trituberculatus (swimming crab) is the source of this 12312-nucleotide messenger RNA. Its product is annotated as cubilin-like. Lineage: Eukaryota; Metazoa; Arthropoda; Malacostraca; Decapoda; Portunidae. Gene Ontology annotation, molecular function: calcium ion binding. The transcript has 70 exons. The coding region runs from base 277 to 11346 and encodes 3689 amino acids. The record is from RefSeq and is a predicted model, not a curated record.
AUAUAGUUUUGUUCCGCCUUAUAGGUCUCGGCAGUAAAACCUCAUCUGGAGAGUCUAAAUAACACAGACUUGGGCUACCUAGUGACGAACCUGUCCCGCGUAGCAAGGACAGUAGCCUCGCAGACUUGGAUACUCACUAGCGUCAACUUCCUGAACACCUCCGUCACCAGCAACACCAAUGCAGUGAGGAGCUUGCAAGGCAGUGUGGGGCAGCUCUCCAGCACUCUGGACCCGCUGGUCAACAAUGUGUCACGCCUCGCUAGUCAGGUCUCUCUCAUGACUCCAGAAAGCAGCCGGCAGCGUCUCCAGCAGCUGAACACCCUUCUGGCCUCCCUCCAACAGACAACAAGCCAAACGCAACUGAGUCUGCAAGAUGUGACCCAGCAGAUGCUCCCCACCCUGCAACAGACUGUCGCAGGCCUGAGUGUGGAAGUGAACAGUCUGCCAGAGCUCAGGAACAGACUGCAGGCUCUUGAGAUAAGGAUCAAUGGCACUACCACCUCAACAGGCACUGUUAACAUCACAUCCGGGAACUACUUAGCCACCUUAACUACUCUGCAGCGGGAGGUGUUCCAGAUCAAGUCCCAGCUGAUGGUAGAUGAGUGUGCCUCGGGUCCCUGCAGGAAUGGUGGCAUCUGCAUUGAUGGCUACCUCAAGUUUACGUGCUUAUGUCCCAAGGGUUGGCAGGGCGGUGACUGCAACCUAGAUUCAGAUGAGUGUGUGCAGUAUGCUGGCACUGACCUCGGUUGUCAGAAUGGAGCCACCUGCAUCAACUUCCCAGGUUCCUUCAGGUGCUUGUGCCCUCCUGGCAAGUUUGGUGUCCUUUGUGACCAACAGAGUAGCAGCUGCACACAGAGCAGUGGUUCAGGCCUUUGUGGCAGCCAUGGAAACUGUGUCUCCUCAAGUGGCCAGCAUGGCUAUACCUGCAUCUGUGAUGAGGGCUGGAAAUCACAGAAUCAAGGCAAUGGCCCAACAUGUGUUGAUGUAGAUGAAUGUGCCAGCCAGAUGCCACACUGUUCCAGCAGCCCAGCUGUUCAAUGCAUCAACUAUCCUGGGGGCUUCACAUGUGGGCCUUGUCCUCAAGGGUUCAGCGGGAAUGGUUUUGUGUGUAAUGACAUUGAUGAGUGUCAGAUCAACAAUGGAGGCUGUUCCCCGUUCAGCCAGUGUUACAACACUUACGGUGGUCGCCGCUGUGGGCCAUGUGCUACUGGCUACACUGGGGAUGGUACCACUUGCACUCCAAGCCUGAGUCCGUGCCAGACAGCACAGUGCCAUCCCCUCGCCACAUGCUAUGAAAACGCUCAAAUAUCACCAUCAUACUAUCAGUGUGUGUGUCCACAAGGCUACCAGGGCAGUGGAAUGGGGCCAUAUGGGUGCACACUUACACAAGGCACAGGUCAUGGAACACCCACUAAUUGGUGCUCCAGUCAGCCAUGCCUAAAUGGAGGAACCUGCAGCCAGAAUGCCUAUUCCUACACAUGUGUGUGUCUCCCAGGAUACACAGGCCAGAACUGUCAGCUGGUUAUUGACAUGUGUGCCAAUAACCCCUGCUUGAAUGGUGGUACCUGCACUCAGGGCUUCAACUCCUUUACAUGCAGCUGCCCAUCCUCCCACACAGGCGAUCGCUGUCAGACUGAGAACCAACAGUGUGGUGGAACACUGAGUGGUAAUGGGGGAGUGGUGAGCUUCCCUGGUGUGAGUAAUGUAAUGUAUAACCACAACUUGAGCUGUGCCUGGAUCAUUGCUGUUCCUCGAGGUCAAGUCAUCAACAUCACCUUCAGCUACUUUCAUCUGGAGGGAAGCUAUUGCCAUUUUGAUUGGCUUCAGAUCCACGAUGGACCCAGCAGUGGAAGCCACCUCAUUGGACGGUACUGUGGCACCUCUCUUCCAGGCAGCAACGGCACAAUCAUUACCACCCAUAAUUCAGUGUAUCUGUGGUUCCGCUCCGAUCAUUCUAUGGCUGGUUAUGGUUUCAAUUUUACCUGGAAUGUUACUUCUCCAGUAUGUGGUGGUGAUUUACAUGGUAAUGAAUAUGGGUCCUUCAAGUCUCCUGGCUACCCUGGCCACUAUCCUGUUGAUCGAGACUGCUACUGGACUAUCACUGUCUCACCAGGAAAGAGAAUCAAAUUCCAUUUUCCAACUCUACAGUUAGAGCACCAUCCAAACUGCAGUUUUGAUUUCCUGGAGAUUCGUGAUGGUCUAACAGAGAAUGGCCACAGUUUAGGGAAAUAUUGCUCCUCUGUGACACCUGAACCCCUUACCACCUCAGGCUCAGAGGCUUUUGUACACUUUCACUCAGAUUUGUCCCUUUCUGACACUGGUUUUCUAAUUUCUUACAGUGCUGAACCAGGAAUCCCAGGAUGUGGCGGCCUCCUCACCAGUGAUCAAGGGGAAUUCUCAGCACCCACCAUCUCAGAUUCCUAUGAACAUAACCUUCACUGUGAAUGGGUGAUCCGAGUUCCUCCUGAAGAGACGGUGCAGCUCAAUUUUACUGAAUUCCACCUGGAGCAUCACCAUGCCUGUCGCUGGGACUAUGUAGAGAUAAGAGAUGGUGGCAGUGCAGACAGUCCCCUUGUGCGGCGAGCUUGUGGCACUAACUUGCCCUCCCCUGUGAUGUCAACUGGCCGACAACUGUAUAUCCUCUUCCACUCAGAUUUCUCAGUGUCUCGUCCGGGCUUCAGAGCAGUGUAUCAAGUGGCUUGUGGUGGAGAGUACACAGGAGAUACGGGGCUCAUUCGUUCCCCAUACAACCCACAGCCAUAUCCAGGCAACCGGGAAUGUAUUUACCUCAUCAGUCAGCCGGUGGGGAAAGCCAUUGUUCUCAAUUUUACCUUCUUUGACAUUGAAGGCUCAUUUUGGGGACAUUGCUCAUUUGAUUACAUAGAGCUUCGUGAUGGGAGACGACCCACAUCUCCUUCACUGGGCCGUUACUGUGGUCCUGAAACUCAUCGGCCAAACCCAAUUGUGUCCACACACAACUAUAUGUGGAUCAAGUUUAGGACGGAUGGCAGCGUCCAUGACCGUGGUUUUGUUGCAAAUUACACCACUAUUGACACAACAUGUGGCGGGGUGCUCACUGGAAUAACAGGAGUGAUCACCUCUCCCAACAGCCCUGAGACUUACCCUACCAACACAGACUGCCGUUGGGUACUGGACCUUCCCCCCAACUAUGUCAUUCAAAUUACUUGGCAAUCUUUCUCCUUAGAGCAUCACACUGACUGCCAAUAUGAUUACAUAGAAAUCUUUGAUAAUUCCUCCAUUGCUGGCCAGAGUCAGCGCAUGGGCAGUCGGCUAUGUGGUUCCACGCUUCCACCUAUCAUGACGUCUUCAGACAACCUGGUCACUAUCCACUUCCAUUCGGAUUCAAGUGUUAAUCACGAUGGAUUCUCUGCUGUCUAUCAUGGCCUAGAUGCCACUCGAGCAUGUGGGGGUCACUACCAUACUGAGAUGGGUAUCAUCACCUCCCCUAACUAUCCACAAAACUAUCCUGACUCUCGCAUUUGUGAGUGGACCAUUACUGCUGUCAGAGGACACCAGAUCCACCUCAACUUUCUGCAUAUGGAGGUGGAGCCUUCUACACAUUGUGACUUUGAUGCUGUAGAGAUCAGAAAUGGUCGAUAUGCCACCUCACCACUGCUUGCAAAGGUGUGUGGAUUAAACACAACAGUGCCUGACAUAUACUCUCACAGUCAUCAACUUUACAUCAAGUUCACUGCCGAUUACUCUGUGACGUACCGAGGCUUCAAGCUGCAGUGGGACUCAACAACUUUAGGUUGUGGAGGGUUGCUGACAGGAGUGACUGGUGGCAUCAUUUCUCCCGGGUACCCUCAGCCUUACAGCCACCUCAGCGACUGUUACUGGACUAUUCGGGUGUCUCAGGGAUCUUUCAUCCAACUUCACUUCACUGACAUGGACUUGGAGCCCUCAAAUGAUUGCACUUAUGAUUUUGUGGAGGUACGAGAUGGCAGCACACAGCAUGCACCUCUCAUUGGAAAGUACUGCUCUCAGGAGCAAGGCAUAAUAGCAAUUAAUUCAACUACCAACACCCUUUGGAUAAGAUUCAGAGCUGAUACAUAUAUUAAUGGCAGGGGCUUCAAGGCUACAUAUGUCACUGAAUGUAAUCGGAAGCUGAGUGGGCCACGAGGGGUGAUCACAACUCCCAACUUCCCUGAUCCAUACCCUCACAAUCGUAACUGCACAUGGAUUAUUGAGGCACCAAAAGGGAACUCCAUUAAUGCCUCCUUUAGUGACUUUGUUUUGGAGGACUCAAUGAACGAAGAAACUGGUGAAUGUUACUAUGACUUUGUGGAGGUACGUGAAGCUCAAGGAUUAUAUGGCACCAGGAAUCAACUGGGACACUACUGCCGCCGCCUGCCGCCACCUGUGUUCACCUCCGCCCGCCAUAACAUUUUAGAGAUUAAUUUUGUCAGUGACAUGAGUGUAGCCAUGAAUGGCUUCAGACUGGAGUGGAUUGUAAAUGGAUGUGGAGGAGAGUUGACCAAGCCCUCAGAGACCUUCACCAGUCCUGGAUAUCCCAAUGCUUACCCAAGAGACACAGUGUGUGAGUGGCACAUCCAGACUGACCCAGGCACAAGAAUCCGCAUCACCAUCAAUGAAAUCGACAUUGAGAGUGCAACAGAUUGCAUUUAUGAUGCUCUUCAUGUGUAUGGUGGCAGAGAUAAGAAUUCUGUACCUCUGGUAUCCUUGUGCCAUCAUCAGACACACCCAAUAAUUGUCACCAGCCAGGGCAAUCAUGCCUUUGUUUCCUUUGAGAGUGACCAGAAUGUAAGAGGAAAGGGCUUCAACAUCUCGUACACCACUCUCCAUGAUGGUUGUGGGGGUCUCUUCACAGCCCCUGAAGGCUCCAUCCAUUCUCCACACUACCCUAACAAUUACAACAAUGAGUCAGAUUGCACUUGGACCAUAAAGACGGAUCCAAUGCAUGUGGUUUUAUUGAACUUCACUGACUUUAAUGUACAGUCGAGCUCAGCAGAGUGUGAGGGAGGAUUUGUGCAGGUGUAUGAUGGGGAGGAUGUUGAUGCCUCCUUACUUCUGCAACACUGUGGAAGUUCUUUGCCUCAGCCCAGAUUGCUGCAGUCUACAGGCUCCUCCCUAACUGUGAGGCUCAAGGCAGAUGGACAAGCUCCUUCCAAGGGAUUCACUGCAUCAUACAAAAGAGGUUGUGGGGCAUCCAUUGCAGUGGCUGCAAAUGGAAAUGGGGAGAUCAAGUCACCUAAUUUUCCAAACUAUUACACCUCUGGCCUGAACUGUUCCUGGCAUCUCAAUGCACCAGAAGGUUCUCGAAUGCAUCUUCAUAUAGUUCACUUGGAUAUGCACCAUGGUCACCUGUCAAAUGAAAACUGUACUUAUGACUAUUUGGUGGUGCUGGAUGGGGCCUUUUUGGACUCCCCAGAACGUAGCCGUUUCUGUGGUUCCUACUCACCAAGGCCUCUCGUGUCCAUUGCCAACCACCUCACCAUCCAUGUUGUGAGUGACCCGGGUGUCUAUGUCAGCUUUAGGGCUGUGUAUAGCACACUCACUUCUACAUGUGGAGGGGAUCUCACCUCAGUCUCAGGGGAGCUGGCCAGCCCACUCUAUCCUGAACCAUAUCCAGUUAACCUUGAUUGUGUGUGGACCAUCAUUGCUGGUCCAGGUAAUCAGUUACAGCUCAACUUCAUUGAAUUUGAUGUGGAAGAAUCCAGUGGCUGCAACCAAGACUAUAUAGAGGUGCAUGAGAUGAAUCCUGAAGGUCCUCUUCUCCUCCAUAAUUGUUCUUCCUCCACUGGCUCCACCCUGCCACCCUCCAUCACUGUGCAUGACACUCUUUGGAUAAGAUUUCACUCUGAUGGUGUGUCAGCAGGUGGCCAUGGCUUCCUAGCAUCCUACAACAUCUUAUUUGGGAGCCAGAUAUAUGGAAAUGAGGGUGAAGUGGUGUCCCCAAUGUAUCCACAAAGGUACAUGGGGUCCCAGGAUGUCAGCUGGACCAUCACAGUGCCAUGGGGCAAGUAUGUGUCCCUCACCUUCCUGGACCUGGAUGUGGAAGGUGACCCAGCGGAUGAUAUAUGUUAUGCAUCCCUUGUGAUCUAUAAUGGAGGUUCAGCACGAUACAGUCCUGUUUUAGGUACAUAUUGUGGACAUCAGACACCCACUGAGCCCAUUGUGUCCAGAUGGAGGAGGGUUUUGGUACACCUCAAUGCCCACCACCUCCACACUGGCUCAAAGUUCCGUUUCCAGUAUCAGGCAAUAGAUACAAGAGGUGAAUUAGGUGUCACACAAACAGCAUCAGACAGUAACUGUACAUACGUGGUGACACUGAACUCCUCGUCAACAUACAUAAGACACCCAGGCUUCCCAUCACGUCCAGCCAACGGCUUGAACUGUGAGUGGUUGGUUCAGGCACAGCACCAUGAGAGAAUCUACAUUGCACUAUUUUACGACCUGGAGGAGUCUUCAUCAUGUCAAUUUGACUUUAUCAUUGUUUAUGAUGGUUUGAAUGGUGAAGCAAAUUGGAAUGAGACAGCUAGACUGUGUCGUCGUGACCAGAUGCCUUUCCGAUUCACCUCCAGUGGUCGGUUGCUUCGCUUUCGCUUUAUCACAGAUUCUUCUGUUCAAAGUACAAGGUUCACAGCUGUAUUAAAGACAGUGUGUGGUGGAAACCUGCAUCAGCCUGAGGGAUACAUCACCUCCCCUGGCUAUCCAGAAAAUUAUUCAAGAAGACAAGACUGUGUAUGGGUCAUCAAGGUUGGCAUUGGCAGAACAAUAAAACUUGAAUUCACUGAUUUCAAGAUCGCUAACUCAACUCCAACAUGUGCUGAUGAUUACCUUGUGAUUCAGAAUGGGGAGAGCACCUCAUCCCCCUUCCUGGCAGGUGGCAAAUUCUGUGGCUCUGUCAUCCCUGCACCAAUGGAGAGUACUUCUAAUGCUCUUAGGAUCAGAUUUGUGUCUGAUAAUGUUGAUUCUGACAAAGGCUUCAAGCUGUCAUACCAUGAGCUGACAGAUGCAUGUGGGGGAAGUCACCAGCUCACAUCAGACUUUACAAGUGUCACUAUCACCAGCCCCAACUAUCCCAACUCUCCACACCCCCACACCGAGUGCUCAUGGGUUACCUACGCACCACCAGAGAAGAGUCUGUCAUUACAUUUUGAGGGAUCAUUUGAAAUCCCAAGUUACUUAGGAAACUGUGAUCAAGCCUUUGUAGAGGUUCGGGAUGGAGGAACUCUUCUCUCUCCACUGCUUGGGAGAUUUUGUGGAACAACCCUCCCAGAAACGCAGCACACCACUGGAGAUGUUAUUUUUGUGCGUUACUUCAACAACCUCACCCAGCACCAUGUUGGAUUUAAAGCGAAGGCUUCUACUGAUAUCUGUGGAGGAACCUACAAUGUGGAAGAGUCAAGAAUCUUCACCAGUCCAGGCUACCCCAUGCCUUAUGCUGCCAGCCUCAACUGCACUUGGAAGAUUGUGGCCCCUCUUGGGCACUACCUCACAGUUUCCUUCUUGCAGGUUGAGAUAUCUAGUCCAGACAACAACUGUACCAGUAUCAAUGGUCUGCUGAAAAUUAGAGACAUAAACUCAACGGGUGAUUUGUUGUCCUCUGUCUGUGGAUCUCCUGGGGAAGUGGCAUCCGUCCGCACAUCCUCUAAUAGGGCAUAUGUCACCUUCACAUCUGAAUCAAAUGAUGGAAAGAAGGGAUUCAGGAUAAUGUUCAACAGUAGUCAUGAAGUGUGUGGUGGUUUGGUGUCUGGGGCUGAAGGGGAGAUCCGCUCUCCUGGGUACCCACACGGAUAUGCAGCGCAGCGUUUGUGUGAGUGGCUCAUCACUGCACCUCCUGGCAAGAGAAUCAAACUGGAAUUCCUAGAUUUUGAUAUUCAGUCACAAUAUUUCUGCAGAGAUUACAUGGAGAUCUGGAAUGGAGGUAGAGGUAGUGGAGCAAAUAUAGGCUUCAUUUGCAAUCGACUGAGAUUCCAAACUUACAACUCAAGUACAAACAUCAUGAGUGUGAUAUUUCGUACACGAGGACAUUCUAAUGGCCGGGGCUUCCGGCUCCGCUGGACCUCAGAAGACCCACAAGAAUGUGGUGGGGAGCUGGACAUUGCUGGUGGAACAUUAUUUGGUCCUGAGAGGAACAACUUUACCUAUAACACACAUUACUGCAUCUGGACACUGAACAAUCCAAACCCUAUCAAUUCCUCCUUUGUCAUCUCCUUUACCCAAUUGGAAAACUUUAAUGGUUGCCACAGUUACAUUCUGAUUGAAGGAGAGAACAGUGAGGGUCAGCAAGUGGUGGUGAAAAAAGUCUGUAACACAGACACACUACUGAGUGUUGUUGUGCCUUACCACUCGCUCAGGAUCACCUUCGUCAAGGUGAGGUACUUCACUAGAUUCCUUAACUGGACCCUAGAUUACUCCAUCAGCCCUUGUGGUGGUGUGCUGCGUGGCCCUCAAAAUGUCAUCACCUCCCCUAACUUUCCUUCCAACUAUCCCAACAAUGCUCAUUGUGGUUGGCUCUUCCAUUAUGAAGAAGGAGAACAAAUUGAUUUCCAGUUCACAACUUUCAACCUUGAAAAUGCUGUACAUCAUGACUAUGUAAGAGUUUUCAAUGGCCCCCGUUUGACUUCCCCGUUGCUGGGACGCUACACGGGCAAUGAAAACCCAGGGAAUGUUGGGCGGUCCAUGACAAACAAUAUGUUUGUUGAAUUCAACACUGAUGAUUCCACAACGAGACAGGGUUUCAGGGCUGUGGCUGUCAGGCACACAAGAGGUUGUGGUGGUAAGUUCCAUGGACUGAGAGGAAACUUUUCCUCAAAUGGCUUCCCUGAAGAUUAUGAGGCCAACACAGAGUGUGAGUGGGAGAUAGAUACUCCUGCUGGAUAUCAUGCUGUCAUCUCCUUCACAACACAGUUUGACGUAGAGACAAGCAGCAACUGUCAGAAUGAUUAUGUACAAGUAUAUCAUGCUGAGCAGUCAGAGCCUCAUACACCCAUAACAUGGAUCAGUGAUAGAAAGUUGUGUGGUAAGCAACUGCCUCAGCCAAUCAUCUCAAGUGGUAGCCGAGUAAAGCUUCUCUUCCACACGAAUGGGGAUGUACAGGGCAGUGGGUUCCAGGCGUCGUGGCAGAUGCUGUGCGGGAACAAUUACACCCAACAGAGUGGUUAUAUGGUGAGCCCAGGUCAUCCCAACAACUACCCAGCCUUUGCUGACUGUGACUAUCGCAUUGUUGCCAAUAGAGAGUCUUUUGUCAACAUUCAGUUCCUGAGUUUUAAUGUGGAAAAUGCAAGGAACUGCAGGUAUGAUCACUUGACGGUGAUAGAGGAGCAUUCAGGACAGUCUUGGGGGCCAUAUUGUGGUGGGGAUCUGCCUCACAAUUUCACAACACGAGGCUCCACCCUUCUAAGAUUCCACUCAGAUUUUGUCGUUGAGAGAUCAGGCUUUGUUGCCAAAUUUGAAGUUAAAGAAUGUGGUGGAAACUUGACUGCCCCUGGAGAACUUAGCUUGCCAACUCAGUCACGUUACUUGAAUCACAUGAUGUGUGUGUGGGAUGUGACAGCUCCAGAAGGGAAAGUCCCAUAUAUCAAGUUCCAGCAGCUUGUACUUGAAACCCACCGCCGAUGCCGAUAUGAUAGCAUCAGUGUGUAUGAAGGACAUUCUUCUGCCCAAGAUAACCUUGUGGCUCGGUUUUGUGGCAACCACACCCUGGAUCUGCCAGUUGUCACUACUCAUGGGAACAAGGCACGAGUUGUAUUUUCCUCAGAUCACAUAAUUACAAUGGAUGGUUUCAGAGCCAGUCUGGAGUUCACCUAUGCUUGUGGAGAGAAUGUGAACAUCUCUGCUGAGGGAGCCUCUCAUACCAUCAGAUCCUUCUCACUUAGCAAUUCUGUGAAUUAUGAACCACUGCUGCAUUGUGUGUGGCUGGUGGAAGGUCUUGAGGAUCAGGUGGUGACUUUGAACUUUACAAGACUUCAGCUAGAACCACCAAAUGCAAAUGACUCUCUGCCAUGUCCAUAUGACCGUGUUGAGAUCUAUGAUGGACCAUCCUCCAAGUCAGACUUAAUAUCCGCCCAUUGCAACUCUUCCACUGUUCCGUUUAGUGUGUCUUCUUCUACCAAUCUGAUGUACAUCCGCUUCAUCUCUGAUAGCAGUCAAGAAUUCCCAGGCUUCACUGCCACACUCACCAACACACCACAUCCUUGUGGUGAUUCAAGUCUCCAUGCCACCAAUGAGUCUCAGGUAUUGCAGUCUCCUGGCUAUCCCAACCAGUACCCACUGAGCAUCCGUUGUCGCUGGAUUAUCUCAGCCUCUGAGGCGGAUGAUGAUAUCCACCUGGAAAUUAAUGAGAUGAAUCUCGAAAUAUCCCAACUUUGUUCCAAAGAUCAACUCUACAUCUCGGAGUAUGUUCCGCAACAGUCACAGUCUCAGGUGAUACAUUCUGGAUCCAUCUCACGUUAUUCAACUUUCCUCCCUGGAGGCAGGAGGGUGUACUUCUUUUAUGGAUAUCGACUAAGGCACGGCUACUGUGGCAACACCAUCCCUCAUCACCUUACUUCCUCCACCAAUGCCGUUGAAUUGAGGUUCAUUAGUGAUGCUUCUGUUGUCUCCUCUGGCUUCCGACUGCACUAUUCAAUUGGAGGCUGUAACAGAACCUUCAACAGUACUUCUGGAACUGUUAGAUCUAGACGUGCAAACGUAUGUCACUCCACCUUCCAGGCGCCAGAGGGAUCCUUCAUCAACCUCUACUUUAAAAGUUCAUACAUUUAUACAAGAGGAGAAAAUUGCACCACCAGCCACUCUCUCAGGGUCUAUGAUGGUUUAGAUACCUCGGCUCCACUGCUGUUGUCCUUCUGUGGUUACCGCUUGGCCUCACCUGUGUUUUCAACAGGGAAUGCUCUCUACUUAGAGUUUGCACGACAGCGGGGUGGAUACUUUGACCUCACAUAUACUACUUCUACCCAAGGAGGUGGUUGUGGUGGGACAAUGCAUGUCAGUUCUUCAGCUCAACUAACCAGUCCAGGCUAUCCAGGACCUGCUGGUCCCAACCUAGAAUGUGUUUUCACCAUCACAGUCCAGCCUAAUCAGCAUGUCAUUCUCAAUUUCCAAAGUAUUGACUUUGGUAGUGCUGAUGGUUGCAACAGUACAUACUUAGAGAUGUACGACAUGACUUUAUCUGGACAGCCCACUCUGUACAACACUUUUUGUGGGGAAGAAGGGUUGACAGCUGCCCAUCUAGCACCUAGCAGUAGUAUGGCACUGCGCUAUGUAACAGGUGCCAGUAACAUAACAGGUCAGGGAUGGAAAGCCUGGAUACACCAAGGACAGCCUCAUGAAUCUACAGUAUUGGAUGAAGAGGAAUGAAGAGAACAGUCAUGUGUGUGUAUUGCUUUAUCAACACUUUUCCUGUAAGUGUUUCAUGUGAUGUUUUUUUUUUUCACUGUUGCCACCAUUUGCCAUUCCCUCUAUUAGUUCUCUUUUCAGUAUUUUCAACACUACUGAACUGGUCACGUAGAGUAUCAUAGAAGUAUAUGUAUAUGAUAGUUUACACUUGUUUUUACCCAACUAUUUGAGUGCUAUUUUUUAAACUUUCAUUGUUAUUUUUUAAACAUAUCAAUUCUCAUAAUUGCCAAACAUUGAUUGCAUUAUUUUUUUAAUGAUUAUAUGAGGAAAUUAUCUACUGUAGUAUAAUCAAGCACUGACGGCAUAACUGAGACUCAUGCAAUAUUCUGGUUGUUGUGUAUAGUGUAUCUCCAACAUUCUGAAUUUUGUUUGUAGGUAUGAGCAAGCAUAAAAAAUCUCUGAUGUGAAGAUUUGUCUGUGUGUGUGUGUGUGUGUGUGUGUGUGUGUGUGUGUGUGUGUUUGAAGUAUGUAUGUACAUUGGUUUCUCCACCUUUGUAUGGAUAGCCUGCUGCAUGUAAAAAAUAGUUAAUUACUACUUGCUAAAUGUAUUUCAUAAGAUGUGCUUUGGUGAAGUUAAAUUUGAUAUCCUGCACUUUGUGAUGCAAUAUGAUGACUCAUCCAAAAGAAAAAGCUUCUCCUGAUUUACAUAAUUCAGUCUUUACCUUUUGUUCACUUUGUUACAAAGAGUAAAACAAGAUGAAACUCUUAAAGACCAUUGAGCUGUCUCAGACGUUUAUUUUGAUGAUUUUUAUUUCAUUGAAAUGAGAAACUGAGAAGAUAUUUAAUCUAAGGUGACAAAACAAGGAAGUCUAAAAGAAAUAAUGUUAAGGGAAACUUAGCUUCUGUGAGUUAGAAAUAUCAUCACUGAAAUAAAAAAACGACACUGUACUUAUGAUAAUACUGAAAAUAAAGUACUACUAAAGAUUU